AUGAUUGUUGCGAUACUCUGUUUCGCCGUCGCGCUUGUUGCUGCUGAUGAAGUGGAUGGCCCGCAGUAUCAAUGCCCUGGCAGUAAAGUAGAAAGGGUACAGAAGAGAUCGACGGUGCGACAAGUAUGGGACUGCAAUCUAGAAAGGUCCGCGCAGCAGGUGGCCGAUCGUUGCUCAACUUCGCCUUCCGGACAAGGUGGCGUCGGCGAAACUAUAAAUUCAGUCUAUGCUCCUACAAGCGUAGAACAAUCGCUGAUCACAGCAGGACCUGUUUCUGCGCAUGAAUGGUACCAGGCGCACAAAAAAUAUUCUGGAGGUCAGAACACCGCACUGUCAAGCAGCUCCUUCGGAAGCGGCGCUGACUACUUCUUGCAGAUGGUGUACGGCGAUGCGGACAAGAUCGGCUGUGGCCAAGGAACUGGAUGCGGCAAUGAUGGUAAAACAAUCGUCGUUGUUUGCCACUACAACAGAAAGACAACCAUGUCUCAGUCGGCGCCAUCCUGUCGUUGGAAAAAUGUUUGCAUCCAUCCGUAUCCAAAUCUACUAAGUUUACUUUGUGCAUCUGUACAGUCGAUGUGCGGAUUUGAUGUUAGCGCUGUUUCUGGAUGCAUCCAUGCGCCAACUACAGCGGGACUUUCGUUGCUGUGA
Molecule: messenger RNA, 648 nt
Organism: Gongylonema pulchrum
Lineage: Eukaryota; Metazoa; Nematoda; Chromadorea; Rhabditida; Gongylonematidae
Source: the annotation of a GenBank genome assembly